This is a messenger RNA of Zea mays, 2822 nucleotides long. RefSeq names its product Protein NRT1/ PTR FAMILY 6.1. Gene Ontology annotation, cellular component: membrane. Gene Ontology annotation, biological process: oligopeptide transport; transmembrane transport. The record is from RefSeq and is marked validated. Gene Ontology annotation, molecular function: transmembrane transporter activity. Bases 629 to 2614 code for a protein of 661 amino acids. NCBI's taxonomy places the organism in Eukaryota, Viridiplantae, Streptophyta, Magnoliopsida, Poales, Poaceae. The transcript has a single exon.
AGCACGCGCACUGCUCCGGGCGUCCUGAACAACGGACCUGGACGUGGACGGCCCGGCCGGUGCACCUUGUCGCUAGUCGCUACCCAAGCCCAAUUGCCCAUCCCGCGCGUUCAACCACCACCACGCCGCACCGCGCGUUCAGGUUCAGGAUUGCUGCCUUGUCUUCUUCCCCGGUCCGCAAGAGGGGAAAGAGAAGUUGAGGUCUGCCAGCAGGCCUACCCUGCUCUGUAAAACUCAUCUAAAUCUGAUGUACUGCCACCUGCAUGUUCAUGGCUAGAUCCGGCAGCAUAUAGCGGCAGGGUGAGAUAUUUCUAGCUACUGCAGUGUGCAGCGCGGGAACGUAGGACGGACGGAGCAGGGGUCCCGUCGUCAUCUCACUUCGUCCCUGUCGCGCUUAAUGCUGCCAUUAAACUGACUGCUUGCAGCUCAUCCGUGCUGGCGAGCUCCACUAAUAAAUGCGUGCGUAUCUGUGUGCAUCGCGGCAGCCGGCAGGGAAGGGCUGGACAGGAUUGCGCGUCUGCGCUUCAGUCUCCAGUUCCCGGUGACGACGCCCACUAGUCUCUACUAGAUAGGCAGCGCCGGCUGCUGCUGCUGCCGCCGCCGAUCAGGGCUUUCGCCUGCCGCCCGCAUGGCUCCGGCGUCCGAGACGGAGCUGCAAGCACCACCACCACCACCGGCGUCGGCUAAGGAGAUCAAGUCGCCGGAGGUGCUGCCGGAGCCAGGCUCGCUGUCAGCGCUGCAGCGCAAGAAGCUGGGUGCGCACUUCAUGGAGAGCGACGAGCGCCGCGUCUCCCGCGCCAGGACACCUCUCGGCGCCGCCUAUGAACCGCCCUCCGCCGCCGCUGGCGGCGGCGGCACCACGCCGGUCAACAUCCGCGGCGAGCCCAUCCAGGACCUGUCGAGGACCGGGGGGUGGGUGGCCGCCUUCUUCAUCUUCGGCAACGAGAUGGCGGAGCGCAUGGCCUACUUCGGGCUCUCCGUCAACAUGGUCAUCUUCAUGUUCAAGGUGAUGCACCGCCCGUUCGCCAGCUCCGCCAACGCCGUCAACAACUUCCUCGGCAUCUCCCAGGCGUCCUCCGUGCUGGGUGGCUUCCUCGCCGACGCCUACCUGGGGCGCUACUGGACCAUCGCCAUCUUCACCACCAUGUACCUGCUGGGGCUCAUCGCGCUCACCGUGAGCGCCAGCGUGCCGGCGCUCGUGCCGCCGCAGGAGGGCUGCGACAAGCUCGCCAUGCUGCUGGGCGCCUGCGCGCCCGCCGCGCCCUGGCAGAUGGCCUACCUCCAGACGGCGCUCUACGUGACGGCGUUGGGCGCGGCGGGGAUCCGGCCCUGCGUCUCCUCCUUCGGCGCCGACCAGUUCGACGAGCGCAGCCCCGAGUACAAGCGCCGGCUCGACCGCUUCUUCAACCUCUUCUACCUCGCCGUCACGCUCGGCGCCAUCGCCGCCUUCACGGCCGUGGUCUACAUCCAGAUGCAGCACGGCUGGGCGGCGGCGUUCGGCACGCUGGCGCUGGCCAUGGGCACCUCCAACGCGCUCUUCUUCGUGGGCACGCCGCUGUACCGCCACCGGCUGCCGGGGGGCAGCCCGCUCACGCGGGUGGCGCAGGUGCUCGUCGCCGCCUUCAGGAAGCGGGACGCGGCCUUCGACAGCGGCGACUUCGUCGGCCUGUACGAGGUCGCCGGCGCCAAGUCCGCCAUCCGUGGCAGCGCCAAGAUUGACCACACCGACGACUUCAGAUGGCUUGACAAGGCCGCGCUGCAGCUGGAGGGUGACCUCGCCGGCGGCGAGGACGAGGAGGCGGUGAACCCGUGGCGUCUGUGCACGGUGACGCAGGUGGAGGAGGUGAAGAUCCUGCUGCGGCUGCUGCCGGUGCCGGCGUGCACGGUGAUGCUGAGCGUGGUCCUCACCGAGUUCCUCACGCUGUCGGUGCAGCAGGCCUACACGCUGAACACCCGCGUGGCGGCGCUGCACCUGCCCGUGACGUGCAUGCCGGUGUUCCCCUGCCUGGCCAUCUUCCUCAUCCUGGCGCUCUACUACCAGACCUUCGCCCCGCUGGCGCGCCGCCUGACGGGCCACCCACACGGCGCCUCCCAGCUGCAGCGCGUCGGGCUGGGCCUCUUCUUCUCCAUCCUGUCCGUGGCCUGGGCGGGGCUCUUCGAGCGGUACCGCCGCGGGUACGCCGUCCGCCACGGAUACCUCGGCCUCUUCCUCACGCCCAUGCCGGACCUCAGCGCCUACUGGCUGCUCAUCCAGUACUGCCUCAUCGGCGUGGCCGAGGUGUUCUGCCUCGUCGCGCUCCUGGAGUUCCUGUACCAGGAGGCGCCCGACGCGAUGCGCAGCGUCGGGUCCGCGUACGCCGCCGUCGCCGGCGGGCUCGGCUGCUUCGUGGCGUCGGCGAUCAACACCGCGGUGGACGCCGCGACGCGGGACGAUGAGGAGGGGCGGCCGUCGUGGCUGGCGCAGAACAUCAACGUGGGCAGGUUCGACUACCUGUACUGGCUGCUCGCCGUGCUCAGCACCGUCAACCUGCUCAUUUUCGUCUUCUUUGCCAAGCGGUACAAGUACAGGGUCAGGGUCGACGUGCCGACCACAGUUGCUGUUGAUAAGCAGUAGCUAGCCGCUAGCGCCAUUACAAGGAUUUGAGUUUGGAUGUGCUGUAACUAUUGAUUACUGGGAAUACCAUAAAACAUAGAUCUUGUACCGUCGCGGCAAUAGAAUAGACCAGCCGGAACUGGUGCCUGGUGGAGUGGGAGCUUCAGCCUUGGGCCUCCAUCUGGAGAUCAAGUAUCCGGUGACUGCUGUCAGCUCAGGAGCGUGAUAG